Messenger RNA from Felis catus (domestic cat), 1322 nucleotides. It is a transcript of the gene LIPJ, whose product is annotated as lipase family member J. Gene Ontology annotation, molecular function: hydrolase activity, acting on ester bonds. Bases 63 to 1256 code for a protein of 397 amino acids. The record is from RefSeq and is a predicted model, not a curated record. Gene Ontology annotation, biological process: lipid metabolic process. NCBI's taxonomy places the organism in Eukaryota, Metazoa, Chordata, Mammalia, Carnivora, Felidae. The transcript is spliced from 10 exons. Gene Ontology annotation, cellular component: intracellular membrane-bounded organelle.
CUCAGAAACAGAGUUCACUAACUGUUUGACUGGAAGGUAUACAAGUCUUUCAAGGAUCCCGAAUGUGGUACCUUUUCAAAGUGAUGUCUUUCAUUUUAAUUCUUGGGACUACUCAUGGUGCCUUUCGAUCCCGAAGAUCUGUAAACCCUGAAGCAAAUAUGAAUAUCAGCCAAAUUAUUUCCUAUUGGGGCUACCCAGGUGAAGUGCAUGAUGUUGUAACUGAAGAUGGUUAUAUCCUUGGCCUUUAUAGAAUUCCUUAUGGGAAGGCGAACAAUGACAAUUCAGCUCAGAAACUUGUCGUCUACUUGCAACAUGGCUUGUUGACAUCUGGCAGCAGCUGGAUUUCCAACCUUCCCAACAACAGCCUGGGUUUCAUUCUGGCCGAUGCCGGUUAUGACGUGUGGCUGGGGAACAGCCGAGGGACUACGUGGUCCAGAAAACACCUGUACCUGAAAACAAACUCCAAAGAAUUCUGGGCCUUCAGUUUUGAUGAAAUGGCUAAAUAUGACCUCCCCGCCUCCAUUGACUUCAUCGUGAAGCACACGGGACAAAAGGAAAUAUUUUACGUGGGCCAUUCCCAAGGCACCACUAUCGCUUUCGUAACAUUUUCGACAAUACCAAAGAUAGCUGAAAAAGUCAAAAUAUUUUUUGCCUUAGCUCCAGUUUUUUCUAUUAAAUACUCAAACAGCCCUUUAAUCAAAAUGGCAUACAAGUGGAAGUCAGUGAUAAAGGCUUUUGUUGGCAACAAAGCCUUCUUACCUAAUACUUCAUUUAAAAGAUUUGUUGGUUCAAAGCUGUGUCCACUGAAGAUUUUUGGCAAGAUUUGCCGUGAGGUCUUGUUUUUGAUGUAUGGAUGUGACCUGGAGAACUUAAAUAUGGGUCGUGUGGAUGUGUACAUGUCACAUAACCCAGCAGGGACAUCUGUUCAAAACAUGCUUCACUGGAGUCAGCUUUUUAAUUCUAGUCGCUUGAGAGCUUUUGAUUGGGGCAGUCCUGCUCUGAACUGGAUGCAUUUUAAUCAGACAACUUCUCCAUUUUACAACGUGACACGCAUGAAUGUGUCAACCUCAACUUGGAACGGGGCCCGUGACGUGUUGGCUGAUCCUCAAGAUAUUAAUAAUCUACUUUCUGAAAUCACAAACCAUAUUUACCACAAAACCAUUUCUUCCUACAAUCAUAUAGACUUCUUGUUCGGAUUAGAUGUGUAUCAUCAAGUUUACCGUGAAAUCAUUGACAUUAUCCAAGGCACUCUGUAGAGAACCACGGUCCUCUGUGUUGAAGGAUCUACAUAGUUUCUAUUAAAACCCAAUCAUCUCCUCUUA